AUGCUUGACACAUUAUCCACCGAAGCUCCUACCACCACCAGCAGUAAUAACAAUACUAAUUCGGCAAAGCCGCUCUCGCGCAAACGGAAGCAAGACUUUGGAGGAACAGCAGACAAUAAGAAUGUGUGGUCAGAUUAUGUCUACUCGUCCCCGAGCUCGCCCUCAACCACCCUUCCAUCAUCCACCGCCGAUGCCUUGAUGCUGGAUCAUGCCUAUGACCUGAACCUGGACUCGAUAUUCUCGCACAACACGAGCACAGGCAUCAACCCUACCGCGGCCAGCAAUCCCUUUGAUUUUGACGGCGGCCUUCAUCAUCUCCAACAUCACAACACCCUCGACAACAACGGCUCCUCCUCAAGGCGCCAUUCAGUCGCCGUGGGCGAAUUGGACUAUCAUUCGUUUGACUCGAUCAAGCAGGACUUGGACAUGCGACGCUUCGAUGCCGACUUGCAGCAGUUGCUGGGCUUGCCUUCAUCAUGGUCCUCCUCCUCCAACAGCUCUUCUUCGACCGGUGGCGCCGGCGGUGUGAGCAGCCUCACGGACCACCACCACCACGUGGAACCCAUACAGCAUAAGCGGACCAUGUCGUUGCGACUGGAAACGUCAUUGCCAAUGCAGCAGCAGCAGCAAUCACAACAAUCAGCCUCGCCUACCACCCCAGCUUUCUUUUCCCCAAGCUUUUUGGAUGCUUUGAAUGCCGAAGAAGACAGAGAUGCACCACUUAUGUUUCCUACGGGUCCUACCUCCUUCCAUACUGCAUUGCCUCUGACCGAUCCUACUUCUGACUUUGGCGACCAGCAGUUGCUUCAUCAUCAUCAACAACAACAACAACAACAACAGCAAGGUUCCGAACCCACCACCACCACCACCACCACCACCGCUGCCACUACACAGACCGUUGCGCCGAAUGACAUGUGGUUUAAUGGCAUCGAUCACCUUCAGCAACAGCAACAACAGCAACAACAACCAAAGGCAACAACCAAGCGACGAGCGAGCAAGUCGUCUCAUCGCAUGUCACCGCCCACAUCGCCAUCCAACACCAUCACCUCAUCCAUGUCUUCGUCAUCACCUUCUCCCCCUAUCACGCCCAUGCAACCCACAACGAGCUAUGACCAGCUUUCCUACAAGCAUCAUCCUGCCAUUCCCGAAGAAGACGAGGAAAUGACGACCCCGUUCCAUGAGAGCGGCAACAACAACAACAACAACAACACUGCACACCAUCAACAAGCUCAAGCGGCGUUGGCGGCAGCAGCAGUAGCGGCAGCAAAUAACCGGCUGCGGACUUCCAAGAGCAGCUUGGUGACGGCCCGGAUGCUUCAGGGAGCCAACACAGCAACUGCACUCAAGCCGCAUGUUCAACAAUACCUGAUGAGCAACGAUCCUGCUGGCUCGGGCGAACGUACGGUCAUGAUCUUGACGAGCAAAGUGGCACAAAAGAGUUAUGGCACCGAAAAGAGAUUCUUGUGCCCGCCUCCUACCACUGUCCUCUCCGGAUCUUGCUGGUGGACUAAUGACAGCACAGGAGCAACACCAAGCGGCGGUCAAGAUGCGGCGUCACACAACAAGAGUAGCAACAACAACAACAACAACUUUGGUGCGGGUAGUGUUGGAUUUGCAAAUGGCCUUGUCUCCACCACAACAACAACAACAAAUGGUAGUAAUGGCAACAACAACAACAACAACAGCAGCAGUACUACUACUGCUACUAGUUCCGGUGUAUUGACCCCACCCAAGUUGACGAUCCAUAUCUCGGGCGAAGCAACAAGCCAGACGGGUGUUUUGGAAUGGUAUGCACCCAAUGGCACCGUCUUGGAUGGUUCUUCGAGCGCUGCAGCAGCAAGCAACGCAGCUGCGUCAGGUGAUUCCACCAUGUCUGCAAAGUGCGUGUCCAAGCAUCUGCACAUCAAUGAUGCGGACGAAAAGCGCAAGCGCGUGGAGGUGCUGGUCAAGAUGCAGCUCGGCAAUGGCUUACAGCUGGGCACAUUGGCCAGUAAAGGCAUCAAAGUCAUUUCCAAACCAAGCAAAAAGCGACAGAGUGUCAAGAACAUGGAAUUGUGCAUUCAUCAUGGCACAACCAUCUCCUUGUUCAAUCGUAUCCGGUCUCAGACCGUGUCAACAAAGUAUCUCGGUGUGUCGAGCAACGGACACAAGGGCAAUGGCAACGGCACUUGCUUUGUUGCGCGCACAGGGUCUUGGGAUCCGUUUGUGAUUUGGAUUGUGGAUACUUCACGGGCGCCUGACAUUACUGCGAUGCCCCGCAAGCACCACCCGACAAACCCCAAUUACCCGCCUCCUCCCGCCAUCGCUCUUCAAACCGACGCCAACCAGCAGCCACUGGCCAUCCACUACAACCAAGCCGUCGUCUUGCAAUGUGUCUCCACCGGCUUGGUCAGUCCCGUCAUGGUCAUCCGCAAGGUCGACAAGGGCAGCAUGGUGCUCGGUGGCAAUCGCAUGGAAGAUCUUUCCGGCACGACGGGCGGCGAGUGCGGUGACGAGUCACUGGGCGAUCCCGUCUCCCAGCUGCACAAGAUUGCUUUCCAGAUCGUCCAGGAUCCUUCCAUUGCUCACAACAACAAGGCCAAUUUCCGCGGCGGCUCGCAUCCAUCGCCCUAUGACCACCACCACCACCAACAACAACAACAACAACAACCGUGUUCACCGCAAUCACAGCAACAACAGCUCCAAGAAUGGACUUUGCCACAAUCAUGUCAGCCCAUCACUUAUCUGGCUUGUUUGAAUGAUGUGGUCGGCAUGCACAAGACGACCACAGCGCGUACAUUUAUCGCUACACGUCCUUCAUUGCCCAAUGCUGCAGCAGCAGCAGCAGCAGCAGCAGCCAAAGCAGCCCAGCAACCAGAAUCGCCGACAACGUGGUUGGAGGCACAGCAAAUGCUGAGCAACAUCAACAACAAUGACUUUGUGGUAUCUCAAGAAAGCAGCGGCAAGGUCGUGCGCAAGCGCCGCGUGUCAUGCGAUGUUGUCAAGCCCAUGUCUUUACCUGCCAAACUGCAGCAACAGUCGAGCGCCAUGGCAGCCCGACGCCGUGUCAAUUCUUUGAACGACGUGCCUGCUAUCACUGGCGGCGGUGGCGGCGGUCGACGCGGCAGCACCUCAUCCAUGCUGGGAGGAGAUCGACGUGGCAGUACGGACAGCAGCAGUGCAGGAGGUCAACAAGCCGACGGUGCAUGCUGGACUGAAGACGUAUCAGACGCUGCGGUAUGGACCAUUGUGGGCACGGAUUGCGCCACGUACACCUUCUGGACCCCUCCACCCCUUGUUGCAGGCAACACGUCGUGUGAGACCGGAUUUAACUCGCCAUUCACAAUGAACCCAUUGUAUGCCGAGCCUGCCAGUGCUCCCAUCACUCCGUUUCCAACGAUGGCUCAAGUCACUGAAUCAGGUGGUGGUGGUGGUGGUGGUAGCAACAAUAACAACAGUAACAAUAACAACAGUAGCGACCAGUUGACGAUCCAAGGUGAAAACCUGACGCGCGACUUGGCAGUCUGGUUUGGCGAUAUCAAGAGCCCGCGAACGGAUUAUCGGUCUCGCGAAUCGUUGACGUGUGCAGUACCGGAUCUGAACGAACUCUUGUCAUCACCUGCAAUUGUGGUUGAUGAAGAAGAUGGCCAGCGCAAGCUGCCUUUGCUGCUGGUCAGAGGCGACGGUGUUGUCUAUCGAACCGGCAAAUUCUAUUCCUUCUGA
Messenger RNA from Zychaea mexicana, 3702 nucleotides. RefSeq lists its product as uncharacterized. The transcript is spliced from 3 exons. Gene Ontology annotation, molecular function: RNA polymerase II cis-regulatory region sequence-specific DNA binding; DNA-binding transcription activator activity, RNA polymerase II-specific. Gene Ontology annotation, cellular component: nucleus. NCBI's taxonomy places the organism in Eukaryota, Fungi, Mucoromycota, Mucoromycetes, Mucorales, Lichtheimiaceae. Gene Ontology annotation, biological process: regulation of transcription by RNA polymerase II. The record is from RefSeq and is a predicted model, not a curated record. The coding region runs from base 1 to 3702 and encodes 1233 amino acids.